Cadophora gregata is the source of this 717-nucleotide messenger RNA. RefSeq lists its product as uncharacterized. The record is from RefSeq and is a predicted model, not a curated record. The coding region runs from base 1 to 717 and encodes 238 amino acids. Lineage: Eukaryota; Fungi; Ascomycota; Leotiomycetes; Helotiales; Ploettnerulaceae. The transcript is spliced from 3 exons.
AUGUGGAAACUUAAACGCCCGAGAUCCAAUAGUGACGAUGCAAUGGACAUCGACAGGGAUGGCUCAGUACCUAUCGUCUUGAAGAAGGUUCGCUUUGGUCCUUCUAGUACAGUUCCAUGUAACCGACCGUCCUCAAAACUUCUGACCUUUACAGUAAAGGAGAAUUAUGACAGCUUUGACGGCAGCAUGUCUUCCUCCAUCUCUCCGCCAAAGCUACGCCGCCAAAUACAACAGCUUAGGCACCGAAAAGUCAAGGGUAGCUCGCCGCUCAAAGAGUUCAUGAGCUCGCCAUCUCCUGAGCCUGAAUCAUCAUUACAUGAUGUAGACAUGGAUAAAACCUUGGACUUACACAUCGAAGAGACAUCCUCCUCGGAUAAGGAGAGUCUCUCUCGGAGAUCAAUGCUAGUAUCACCACCAAUACCACCAAUACCGCCUUCCUUGUCAUUUGAUUCGGCAACCAUUCCCAGAAACAAAUUCUCCUUCCUAGUCUCCGGUUACGAACGCAUUGCAAGUACAGCAAAAUCCCAAGCCCUUCAUCUCCUACACCCAGAAAUGGCUUGGAUGCAGAGCCUCGUGCCUGUUGAGAACCAGAUCUUUAAUCAGAUCAAUCGUGGGAGAGCCCAACCUCUUGAACUUGAAGUUAGAGAGUUUGGUAGUUUUACGGAGGAGGAGAGGGGAGUUGCUAAGAGGAGGUUUGGUGUGCAUGCUUACGUAUAA